This is a messenger RNA of Mytilus trossulus (common blue mussel), 1867 nucleotides long. RefSeq lists its product as uncharacterized. The record is from RefSeq and is a predicted model, not a curated record. Bases 85 to 1086 code for a protein of 333 amino acids. Lineage: Eukaryota; Metazoa; Mollusca; Bivalvia; Mytilida; Mytilidae. The transcript is spliced from 3 exons.
GUACAUCUAUAUCAGAAAAGUGGAAACUUUCAUUUUCAAAGAAGGUCAUAUAGCUUACAUAAGGGACGACCGCUGGUUAAACCAAUGGUAGUUGUUACUACUACAGGGUACUUUGUGACUGUUUUGGGACCAUACUUUGCCGACUGCAAAAAUAAUGAUGCAGCAAUCCUCAAACAUAUGUUAAACACAAAUGUAGAAGAUAUCAAAGAAUGGGUGCAAGACAAUGAUGUGUUUGUAGUUGAUAGAGGAUUCAGGGACUCAUUGGAGCUUCUUGAUGAUUUGGGGAUAAAGUCACAGAUGCCAAGUUUUUUAACGAAAGGUCAAAAACAGAUGACAACAGAUGAAGCCAAAGCAAGCAGAUUAGUUACUAAGGUCCGAUGGGUAGUAGAGUCUGCUAAUGCAAGAAUCAAGAGAUGGAAGUAUCUGAGCCAUGUUUUACCAAAUAAACAAGUUCCAUAUAUCGGAGAUUAUGUUUGCAUUGUAUGUGGAAUAUCAAAUAAAUAUUUGCCGCCGUUGUCUCCAGGAUGUGAUAAUGAAGAAGCAUUGGCAGCAAAAAUGCUCUAUCUGUCUAAAAGAGUAAAUACACUGAAACAGAGGGUAGAAGAAGAAAAUUUGGAGAGGCGUAAAACAAUUUGGAAAGAGCCUGAUAAUAUUUUAGAUGAUUUUCCACUUCUUGAUGAAGAAGAUCUUAGAAACAUAACGUGCGGUGUCUAUCAAAUAAAGCUUAGCACUAGUUACAUUCAGGAACAUCUAGAAGGCAAUUGUCAAAUUCUUGUUCAUAAAGAGGAUGACCAUUUGAUACGUGUGAAACUUCAGAGCCGUCAUGUUUCUUCAAAAACCUACAUCUUGUGGAUAGAAUACACAUCUGCUGAAAUUACUGCAUGGUACUGUAAAUGCAGAGCAGGAGCUCGUGUCGUUGGAGUAUGUGCACAUAUUGCCUCAAUACUCUGGUAUCUUGGUUAUGCAAGGCAUAAUCAGGAUAUAUCUUAUGGAGUCCAGAAUUGGGGAGCAUAUCUAGAAGAUGCAGCAUCUAUUCCACAAGCCGUAGACGAAAGUGACAGUGAGGAGAGUGUCAUUGAAGAAUAGAAUACUGUAUCAAUCCUUGUUAGGUCUCUGUCUCCUUGACUUUAUCUUAGUAUUCCACACACAAUAUUUGAACACAUUGUACUGGAUUUUUAAUUUUCAAGUAAGCAAGGUUUUUCAAAAAUUCUAAAGUAUUUUAUUGUUGAAUAUAACAUAUUCAUCAGACAUUUCAAGAAGACAAACUAUAGAAUAAAAUAAUAGAUUAUGUAUAUUGAUUGUACUUAUUCAUAGUUUUGAUUAAUACAUAACUUUAAUUGACCUAGAUUACAUUAUCAUCAACUCUACAGUUAAAACAAGUAAAGCCGAAAAAUAAACUUAUCCGCUUUUGACAACUAGAAGUGAGAAUUUUGUCAAUUUUAAUUUUUAAAUAUUUUUUUUUUAAGAACAAUUGCAAGAUAAAAACCUUGGGGAAAAUAUUAAACGUAUCCACUGAACAAUUGAAAUAUAUUCUUAUUAAUUUAAGAGUUGUACAUAUUUUUACGCACUUAAGGUACAAUUAUAGAGACAGCAUAAAUUAUAAAUAAUUUUGUGUGUCAGUAGUCAUUCGUGUAUAAAUAGCAGUUUUAAAAUGAAACUAUCGAUCAUACAUUUUAUUCUGAAUGUUGAUUUUAGAGUCGGCAGGUAAAUCUGCCAGAACGAGCGUGGUGUUUAUGGGUGCAAGUGUGGUACAUUUGUGUAUUAUGUGUUAUAUGAUUAUAUCAUAUGGAAUUAUUAUGUAAUGUCUAUACGAAUUGCUUUCAUUCUUUAUUUUUCCAGGAAAUAAACUCUUUUCAGUUUCAGCGUA